GAUAAACCGAGGCAACCUAUCUGACUCUCCGAUAAUGCUAACUGGACAUCAUGCUUGGAGAUGACAACUGUUAGAGUUAUAUUACGUUCUGUAUUUUAGAAAACAUUUACGAGUAUUUGCUGUUAAUUGAUUAAUUAGUUGAUAAUUACGAACGAGGAUGAGGAGCAAUGUGACUUGGACUGCCGUUGCUAUGACGAUAGUGUUGAUUUCCGGUACCAGUUCAAUCGCACUACCCGGCCUUGACCUUAGCACUAGUGUUGAUGACCCCGAACCUUUCCAUCUACCUGCAUACCUCAGUCCUGUAGGCGAAGGCAGCAAAGGGGUGAAAACCCAGCCCACUACUCGCCCCCCUUCCACCCAGCAACCUGCUUCACACAGCAUCACCGCCGGGCAAAAUGGCGACGCAUUCUCAAACUACCUCAUAAAGAGUCUCACACAAAUGGACGCAAACACUCUAAAGACGCUUUCGAAUAUUAUCAAUCUGGAAUUGAAUAAACAAGUACCAUCUCAUCAGAUACAAGGUCAAGCUCAAAGUCAGACAUAUGACAAAGUUAACGUCCAAAGUCCACCUGAGGCAACACAUAUUGGUCAGUAUCCACACAUAUCUCAUGGGAUCACCAGUGAGUCUUCAAGUAGCCAAUAUAAACCUUCGACAAUGGCAGGAGCUUCCCAAAUGAAGCAGGAAGGUCAAGGAUAUUCUCACUCUAAUAACCUAUCCAAUAAGCCACUUGGUUUGAACGGUGGUCAAGCACCGGCUUUCUCACAACAGACCGUUGAUCCCUCUAGGAACCAGCAGCCACAAAUGGGAACUUCAGUUAGCCAGUCACAAUUUAACCCUGGACAGAUGACGGCGUCUAGUAUGGGAGGUGGAAAUGGUAACACGGUCCAGGGUAUUUCUAACUCGAUGUUUCAGACUGCUGUAAGCGGUGGCCGGCCGUCAGCCUCUAAUAUGGAAGUGGAUACGUCAUUUGAUCCAAACAGACUCAUGGCAUCGAUAGAAGCAGAGACGUCUCAAUACAACCCGAAUGCAUUCAUGGCAAAGCAAAAUUACAUCACCGCAAACCAAUGGAACUUUGCUAAGCAAAACCAGGUACCUCAGAACACACAAUACGUCAAUCAGGUUCAGACGGAUAAUUCUGCCGUAGAACAACAGAAGAAACCAAACAUUAUGGGAACUACUCAGCUUAAUUUUGAAUCCUGAAUAAUGAUGACAGCACUAGGCAUUAAAGGCCUGAAAUUUACAUUUAAUCCCGAUAAAAUCAACUCGUUUGGAAGCAAUGGGUUUCAGCCUGGUUUGUAUCCGCAGUCUUCUGGCAAUCGGAAGUUGCCGAAGAACAUGUUCAAUGCAGAUACAGUCAACAAGAUGCUAAUGAGUCACGGUGUAGAGCCAAAUCAUCAGACAAAACAACAGCCAACGAAGGACCAGGCAAGUCAGGUCGUCCACAAGUCGGUAUACAAUCCAGAUACAUUCAAUCAUCCGGCAGUACACACUGUACCAAACACCUACUUGCAGUUUAUUGGAAAUGAAGGUAGUGCUACUGUGCAGUCAUCAGUAAAUAACCAUAUCGGUAAUGGUAAAUCAGAGCAAUCCAUACAAUCCGAAACACCUUCUCGUCAGCAAAACGGGAAUGAAUUCCACACACAUUUAUUGUCACCGAUCAGUGAUAUGGGUAGCACGUCAUCUAUAAACAACACUUUACAGUCAGUGAAGUUCAAUCCCGAUCAGACAAAUGCUGCCCAACGCCAGUUCGACCCAGAAAUAUUAUAUAAAUCUCUGUUUGUCGGUGGAGGCAGACAUACAUUACCUAGCACACACAUGACAAUAUCUCUACGAAAAUCGGCUCGCGAUGAAAAUGGAACAGACGCUGCAGAAAUCAAUACACCUAAACCACAGACAACCAGUUCAAACUCAAAAGAUUCAGGACAAUCUACAACUCUAUCGAGUACCGUUACGUCUACCAAACAACCGGAGACAAGUGUUACGUCAACCACGACUGCUACUACAACUGGAGCAGACGGACUCAUGUUUAACCCCGACAACGUAAAUGCAGGCAUUGCCCAGAUGAUGAAUUUCAGCCCAGGAUCUCUGAUGAUGGGAUACAAUCAGAUACAAGCAGGGCAGAACACUAAUAUGGCAAAUGCUGCAUAUAACCCUAAUCAAAUCAAUCAAAUGGGAGAAUUCCAAUCAGUGGUGUCUCCCAUGAUGGCGGCAUUAAUGGGAGAAAGCGGCGGUGAGAGUAACAUUGGGUCUCAGACUGCCUCUCAGCCUAAUCAUGACCAGUCUCAAAGUAUAUCUGUCAUGUUUAAUCCAGCUGAUGUGAAUCACGCAAAGAUGAGCUUCGACAUCAACCAGCAGAUGGGUUUCAAUGAAAAUUCAGGCAACGCAAUGUUUGACCCCAUGAAGAUAAAUGUUCUUACAAAUAAGAAUUUAAAUAAGUCGGUCGGUGCUACCAACAAAAACAACUUCUUUAGCUCAAACGGAAUGAAUAUGAUGGAUAAUUCUGUUUUCACCGGAAUGUUUGACCCCAACAAAGUCAAUCAAGCGCCUAUGGCAGAUAUGAAAGUUAACAAACAUCAAAAUAGUUCAGCUAGCUCUUCAAUGAUGAAUUAUAUGUCAACAUUUUUGGGAGUGGGUAGUGUUGGAGGUGCUGGGGGAUCUGUGUUUGGCGGGAGUUUUAAUCCCUCGGAAGUUAAUACGGCUGUUUUUAAUCCAAAUGAUGUGAACAAUGCACGAAUGAACUUUGACCCCGCUAAUAUGCUUGAUCGUAAUCCUGGUUACGAUUCGGAAAAAGCGUCUCAGACAAAUUUCGAUCCUACAAAGAUCAACGAUAUUCACAUGAAUUUCCAGCCGCCUUUUAUACAUGUUGAUAAAAACAAGGACGUUAACUCUACAUCUAAUGCAUUUAGUCAGUACAACUCCAAAUUCACUCCAGGGCAGCUCUCUCCUAAUGGUAACGCUAUGGUGUUUAAUCCCACUGAGAUAAACCAGGCCAAAAUGCACUUUAGCGCUGUAGACAUUUUCAACUCCACUGACAUCGGAAAUUCCAUUGUGACACAGGGCAGCUCGCUCUUCAGUCCACAAGUGCCAAAUAAAAAUUCCAACAUUGCGAUGCCUGUGUUCGAUCCAGUAGCAGUCAACAAUAUGCAAAUGAAUUUCCUUCCCAAUUCAGCAUUGGGUGCUUAUCAAUCCUCUUUAACAACCAUCGGAACAAAACCGAAGCCGAGUACCACAUCAAUGUCCACCCCUACUUCACCUACUACUACGACAAGGCAGAAAACGUCCAUCACAGCUCCAAGUUCUGUUUCAUCUCCAAACUCCACCGACGUAAACUGAUAGUAGUUGCAAGGAAGAAUGUGUUUAUCAUAAUGCAAGAAAUAAAUAUUAAAUGCUGUUGUGAUGAUAUCUAGCACUGCUUUAUUUAUUUAAUUAUUUAUGAAUUUAUUAACUUCCAUUUUUGUCACUGAUCAUUACUAACAUAAAUGUCAUACAUUUGGUUCAACAAAUUUCAUGCUUGAACUUUUAAUUUCGUUGGUGUAUAUGAAAUGUGACAUUAAAUUGCUGUGCUGCCCUAGGUCAUAGGAGAGAUCAAGAAAAUGACGGAUUUUAUCUAAUAGUAGUUUUUCGACUAUCUCCCUGAGAAAACCUACCAAUCAAUGUUUCGUGUUACCACGUUAUGAGGAACAAACUGAUCAACUGAGAGAUGGGUGAAGCAAGCAUGUAUCUGUUCUUGAACCGUUCAGUUUGACUUAUAUGAUUAGUGGAGAAUUGAUGAAGAUGAUAAUGAAAUACUAGGCUCUACGCUCGAUGGAUUGCACAAAAUACGCACAAGAUAUUAACACCUUUCGAAACAGUUUGAUACAGUGGAAUCAAAAUGAAUUAAACUUAACCAACAGUUGUUUCAGUCUUAUACAAUUCGUCAGUGAUGCUAUGAGAGGCAAAUAAAACCCGAAACAGGCCGAAAGAAAUAGAUGUCAAAAUCUGGAUGUUCUGAACUGUGUAACUAUUCAAAUAAACUAAAUCGUGACAAGCAAUCUAAGAUAUACCUUGGGGACUUAAAAGUCCACCAGCAGUGUCUACCUCCUGUAAUCACUAAUAAUUGUGCAAAAGACACACAAGCUAUUAUCACCUUUAAACAAAUGAGAGUUCGAGACAGUGGAAAUGAAGUGAGUUAACUACACCAUAAUACGACAACGACCCCAUACGUGGCGAUUUAUGCGGCCAUAAAGUGCCAAUAGAUAAAGAAUGGAGGGAAAGACAAAAAAACCCACAAAAAUCGAAUAUACAAUGUAUAUGUAUAUAAAAGAGUGUGUCUAAUUCUCACUUCGAUUCCACAUAAUCAUCAUCAUUACCAAACUUUAAGAGGCACGGUACAAUAUCUGGUGUACAAAUAUGGCGCUCCAACAAAUAUUGAAAAAUUAUAUUUCCUUCAAUAAAACAACA
Messenger RNA from Pecten maximus, 4441 nucleotides. RefSeq names its product serine-rich adhesin for platelets-like. NCBI's taxonomy places the organism in Eukaryota, Metazoa, Mollusca, Bivalvia, Pectinida, Pectinidae. The record is from RefSeq and is a predicted model, not a curated record.